Messenger RNA from Oldenlandia corymbosa var. corymbosa, 1656 nucleotides. The record is from the annotation of a GenBank genome assembly. Lineage: Eukaryota; Viridiplantae; Streptophyta; Magnoliopsida; Gentianales; Rubiaceae.
AUGAAAACCACAACUCCUUUCUCUUCAUCCUCCUCCUCUUUCAUUUCUCAGCUCUUCCUCGUAUUCUUUAUCAUCACUUCUGAAAUUGCCAAUGUCGGAAAUGCACAAAACAUAGGAGAUAUCAAUAGAUCCCAUUUCCCAGAUGAUUUUCUCUUUGGUGUUUCCACCUCUGCAUAUCAAAUUGAAGGUGCCAUUCUUGAAGAUGGUAAAAGCCCAAGUGAUUGGGAUAUUUUUGUUCAUAACACCGCCGGUAGGAAAAAUACAGACACCGGAGAUAUAGCUAAUGAUCAUUACCAUCGUUAUUUGGAAGACAUCAGCUUGAUCCAUUCUUUGGGAGUUGAUGCUUAUCGGUUCUCCAUUUCGUGGAGCAGAAUACUUCCAAAUGGGAAAUAUGGUGGUGUCAAUUCAGCUGGAAUCAAGUUUUAUAACUCAAUUAUUGACAACCUUUUAAGCAGAGGGAUAAAGCCAUUUGUGACAAUCCACCAUGGUGAUCUUCCAAUAAUACUUCAGAACAGAUAUGGAGGCUGGCUGAGUCCUCUGAUUCAGGAGGACUUUGUGCAUUAUGCGGAAACAUGUUUCAAGUAUUUUGGUGAUCGGGUCAAACACUGGAUCACUAUCAAUGAACCGAAUCUGGUGACAAAGAUGGCUUUCGAGAAGGGAUUAUACCCACCGGGUCGCUGCUCUACUCCUUUCGGUAACUGCCCCGUUGGCAAUUCCAAAAUUGAGCCACUGAUCGCAAUGCACAACAUGUUAUUGUCACACGCCAAAGCUUCUAAACUGUACCAUGACAAAUAUCAGCUGGAACAAGGUGGCAUAAUCGGAAUUGUGGCAAACAUAUUUAUGUUUGAACCAUUUAGCGAGAGUGAAGAGGAUGUGGAAGCUGCAAGGCUGGCUUUAGUUUUCAAUGCAGCUUGGACUUUCGAUCCUGUGGUAUUUGGUGAUUACCCUGAAGAAAUACGUCACCAUCGGAAGAAUGAACUGCCAAGAUUCACCCAAGAAGAGAAACAAAUCCUAAAAGAUAGUGCUGACUUCAUCGGAUUAAACCACUACGGAACUUUUUAUGCAAAGGCUUGCAACUCUUCUACGAAUUGUGACUGUACUGAUUCCGGCUGUGUUUGGCGAGACGCCUCCCUAUCUGGCCUCCUCACCAUUACUACGGAGAAAGAUGGCGUUCUAAUUGGCGAUCCGACCGCGAUGAUUGGUUGCUAUGUUGUACCAAGAGGGAUAGGGGAGUUGGUGGAUUCUAUGAAGAACAGAUACCAUAACAAGCUUAUUUUUAUCACUGAAAAUGGUUAUGCUCAACCACAGCAACCAGAUCAAACUGAUGAGGACUUGAAGAAUGAUGUCAAGAGAAUUGAAUAUCACAAAGCUUACAUCCAAUCCUUGGCAGGGGCCAUGAGGAAUGGGGCUAAUGUGGGAGGCUAUUUUAUAUGGACGUUGUUGGAUGAUUUUGAGUGGUUAAUGGGUUAUUCUUUAAAGUUUGGACUUUAUUCUGUGGACCGUACAACGUUGGAAAGAAGGCCUAGGGCAUCUGCCGAUUGGUACAGACAUUUCUUGACGAAGAAGAAGCAAAGAGCUACAACAACUUCGUCUUCAUUUAGGGGAAGAUCUAAAUUAUUGCUGAAGCCAGACUUCGCACAGCAAAAUUAUGAAUGA